CCAAUAACAAGUAUGAACAGGCAAAGAUUAAAGAAACAGAUGAGUUAGACAGAAGCUCCCACCCCUGCAACGAUCAAACAGACUCAGCUCUUUGCAGAAAAACACAGGAGAAGCUGAGGAGCUAUGGGUUUAUUUUUACCUAUGUUUACAAUGAGCACUUCAAGACCUCUAAGGUAAGAGGUUCUCUGAGGAUCCUGGUGGAGUCACAGUCCUUAGUAAACCCCUAGCCUUUUCAUUCGCUGCUUUCAUCUGGCUCAAGUCAUGGAUCUCACUUUGUGGCAGUAUCAGUUUCGGAUCAUCAUGCUAGGAGACUCCACGGUGGGCAAAUCAUCCAUGUUGAAGCGCUACACUGAGGAUCUGUUUCUAGAGUGCAUCAACCAAACAGUCGGAGUGGACUUCUAUGUACACUUCCUAGAGGUGGAACCUGGGGUGAGGGUCAAACUGCAGUUCUGGGAUACAGCUGGUCAAGAGAGGUUUAGGUCUGUGACCCGCUCCUACUACCGUAACUCUGUCGGAGGUCUUCUGGUCUUCGAUCUGGGCAACCGCAAAUCUUUUGAAAAUGUGCGGCAGUGGUAUGCAGAGGUGUGUGAACGUGUGCAACCCUACACUGUGCUCUUUGUGCUGGUGGGACACAAAAGUGACCGGGUCAAAGCUGGAGAGCGAGCCGUGGACCGAUCUGAGGCCGAAAAGCUCGCAAGCCAACUGGGAGCGGUGUACAUCGAGGCCUCAUCAAAAACAGGUCACAAUGUGAAAGAGGCCUUUGAACUCUUGACCCGGAGGGUGUAUCAGGGCAUAAAAAGUGGAGAGAUCCAGUUGCGUGAUGGAUGGGAUGGAGUCAAGAGCUCAGCACCUACAGCACAAACACUCCAGAAGAUACAAAACAAUGAAGCCGCUGAGGAAAACAAGAGCUGUUCUUGUUAACUUAAUAUGUGUAGAUCCCUGAAAUUCAUGAUUAACAUCAUGCAUAUGUAAAUUUAAUUUCCAAAUGUUUGUUCGUAUUUCUGAGAUCAGCAUUGGAUAAAGGUGUCUUUAUUUAUUAGUGUGGCUGCAUCAGUUAAAGAUUUGAACUGCUUUUCAUUAUAUUAUGUCACAUUAAUAAGGCCACGUAUUUCCAUAAACAUUGAUGUAUUUUUGCUGAUACAGACACUCUGAAGGUAUUUAAGUUAAACUAUUCACUAAUAAAUCCAUACAUAGAUGCAUUGCUGAAACAGGUUAUGUUAGAUGUAAUUUCUGAAAAUAUGAGCGAGUUCAGUGUGAAUAAAUCACAAUUAGUUGUUUUUUAUU
Messenger RNA from Carassius gibelio (silver crucian carp), 1284 nucleotides. Its product is annotated as ras-related protein Rab-39B-like. The record is from RefSeq and is a predicted model, not a curated record. The transcript has 2 exons. The coding region runs from base 262 to 921 and encodes 219 amino acids. Lineage: Eukaryota; Metazoa; Chordata; Actinopteri; Cypriniformes; Cyprinidae. Gene Ontology annotation, molecular function: GTPase activity; GTP binding. Gene Ontology annotation, cellular component: Golgi membrane.